Podarcis raffonei (Aeolian wall lizard) is the source of this 6151-nucleotide messenger RNA. It is a transcript of the gene VAV3, whose product is annotated as vav guanine nucleotide exchange factor 3. Gene Ontology annotation, biological process: intracellular signal transduction; cell migration; regulation of GTPase activity. NCBI's taxonomy places the organism in Eukaryota, Metazoa, Chordata, Lepidosauria, Squamata, Lacertidae. The record is from RefSeq and is a predicted model, not a curated record. Gene Ontology annotation, molecular function: guanyl-nucleotide exchange factor activity; protein binding. The transcript is spliced from 28 exons. Gene Ontology annotation, cellular component: plasma membrane; cytoplasm. Bases 363 to 3008 code for a protein of 881 amino acids.
CGCGUGAGGUAGAGCGCGCCCGGUCCCCUCAGAGGGCAGCCGGCGUCGCAACCUGAAAGCCCGCGGGUUGGGUGGGCGCACGCGCGCUGCCUUUUUCCUCUUUUCUCCCUCAGGCGCCGCCGGACUCUGUGCCGCUGCGCCGCGAGGGGGACCCGCACGCGCACCAGCCUCCCCGGCUGCCUUUCCGUGCGCCGCUCCUCUCAGUGCGUGCGAGGCGAGGGGCAGAGCAGGAGAGGCGCUGCGGCAGCAGGAGAGGCGGAGAGGCGAGAAGGGCGCGCGGCUUCGGCUGCCUUUGGAGUUCUCGGCGUCGGGCGAAAGCGGUCUCUUCUCUCUUCCCGGGGCUGAGGCGGCGGCGAGAGCGCAUGGAGCCUUGGAAGCAAUGCGCCCACUGGCUCAUCCAGUGCCGGGUGCUGCCGGUCAACCACCGGGUGACCUGGGACACGGCGCAGGUGUUCGACCUGGCCCAGACCCUCCGCGAUGGAGUCUUGCUUUGCCAGCUGCUCAACAACCUGCGCCCUCACGCCAUCAAUCUCAAGGAGAUCAACCUCAGACCUCAGAUGUCCCAGUUUCUCUGUUUGAAGAAUAUAAGAACAUUCCUUUUGGCCUGCUGUGAGACAUUUGGGAUGAAGAAAAGUGAACUUUUUGAAGCAUUUGACCUGUUUGAUGUCCGUGAUUUUGGAAAGGUUAUAGAAACAUUAUCCAAGCUUUCCCGCACCCCUAUUGCAUUAGUCACCGGAAUAAGGCCGUUUCCUACAGAAGAGAGCGUGAAUGAUGAAGACAUUUACAAAGGCCUUCCAGAUUUAAUAGAUGAAAGUGGUGUAGAUGAAGAUGAAGACCUUUAUGAUUGUGUUUAUGGGGACGACGAAGGUGGUGAAGUCUAUGAAGACCUGAUGAAAGCUGAAGCAGCACACCAGCCAAAAUGUCCUGAAAACGACAUAAGAAGCUGCUGCCUUUCUGAAAUAAAACAAACCGAAGAGAAAUACACAGAAACAUUGGAAUCCAUUGAAAAGUUUUUUAUGGUUCCCCUGAAAAGGUUUCUGACCACUUCAGAGUUUGAGACAGUAUUCAUCAACAUUCCCGAUUUGGUGAAAAUCCACAGAAGUUUAACACAGGAUAUUCAUGAAUCCAUUGUAAACAAAAGUGACCAGAACCUGUAUCAAAUUUUUAUAAGCUACAAGGAAAGAUUAGUUAUUUAUGGGCAGUACUGCAGUCAAGUAGAAACAGCCAUAUCCUGUUUGGAUAACAUUUCCAAGACCAAAGAAGAUGUUAAAUUGAAACUGGAGGAAUGUUCCAAAAGAGCCAAUAAUGGGAAGUUUACUUUGCGGGAUCUUCUUGUGGUUCCAAUGCAGCGAGUUCUGAAAUACCAUCUUCUGCUUCAGGAGUUGGUAAAACAUACUAGUGACCAAACAGAGAAGAACAAUCUGAAACAGGCACUUGAUGCAAUGAAGGACUUGGCUCAGUAUGUAAAUGAAGUGAAGCGAGAUAAUGAAACCCUCCGUGAAAUUAAACAAUUUCAGUCAUCAAUUGAGAAUUUGAACCAGUCACUUUUACUGUAUGGACGACCACAGGGUGAUGGUGAAAUAAGAAUAACAACUCUGGACAAAAGGGCAAGGCAGGAUAGGCAUAUAUUCUUAUUUGACUUGGCUGUAAUUGUAUGCAAACGGCGAGGUGAUAAUUAUGAAAUGAAGGAAAUAAUUGAUCUUCAGGAAUACAAAAUAGCCAAUAACCCCACCACAGACAAAGAGAACAAAAAGUGGUCUUACGGCUUCUACCUCAUCCACAUACAAGGCCAAAAUGGACUAGAAUUCUACUGCAAAACGAAAGAUUUGAAGAAAAAGUGGCUGGAGCAGUUUGAAAUGGCACUGUCCAACAUAAGGCCGCAUUAUGGAGAAACAAAUACUCAUAACUUCAAAAUGCAUACCUUCACUCGUGUAACAUCCUGCAAAGUCUGUCAGAUGCUUCUGAGGGGAACCUUUUGUCAAGGCUAUUUAUGUUCAAAGUGCGGAGCUGGAGUCCACAAAGAAUGUUUGGGAAGGCUAGACAAUUGUGGCAGAGCUAAUUUGGGUGAACCCGGGACCCUGAAACAUGAGAGACGACCAAAUGGACUCCGAAAGAGCUCCAGGCAUAUGGACCCAGGCUUACCAAAAAUGCAAGUAAUUCGAAACUAUAGCGGGACACCACAGCCAGCUCCACAUGACGGCCCUCCUUUACAUAUCCAGAUUGGGGACAUAAUUGAACUCAUCAAAGGGGAUGCACACAGCUUGUUUUGGCAGGGUAGAAAUGUAGUGACCCGGGAGCUUGGUUUCUUUCCAAGUGAUGCAGUAAAGCCUUGCCCUUGUGUUCCUAAACCAGUAGACUAUUCUUCCCAGCCAUGGUAUGCUGGAAUGAUGGAAAGGCCGCAAGCAGAGACGGAACUUAUUAACCGGGUAAACAGCACAUACUUAGUGCGGUAUAGGACUACGGAAUCGGGAGAGUAUGCCAUCAGCAUUAGCAUUAAGUACAAUAAUGAAGUGAAGCACAUAAAGAUUUUCACAAGAGAAUGCUUUUUUCACAUUGCAGAAAAUAGGAAAUUUAAAAGUUUAAUGGAACUUGUGGAGUAUUACAAGCACCACUCUCUCAAAGAAGGCUUCCGAAGUCUGGAUACAACUCUUCAGUACCCAUACAAAGAAUCCGAAAAUUCGCUGGACCAAAGGAGCAACAGAGCAAGUGGGAACAGAGCAUGUGGCAACUCCCCUUCUUUGUUCUGUGGGUUUUCUUUUGUAACUCCUCCAGACUACAGCUUUGUUCCCCCUUCCUCCACUCCUUUCUGGUCAGUGCUGAGUCCCAAGGUUCUCGGUAUAGCUAUUGCCCGCUAUGACUUCUGUGCACGAGACAUGCGCGAACUGUCCCUGGUCAAAGGAGAUGUGGUUAAAAUUUACACCAAGAUUAGUGCCAAUGGCUGGUGGAGAGGUGAAGUAAAUGGAAGGGUGGGUUGGUUUCCCUCAACGUACGUAGAAGAGGAUGAAUGAUUUGGAGUCCUAGCUGGUACUCUCGAUCAUAAACUUCAGGGACUGUGAAUUUCAGCCAUCUGCAAAGCAUUAUUCGUCUUGUUAAGUAUUUGAAAUGCAGCGCUCCUGUCUGUUAAAACCCUCCAGUCUUAACACUGGGAUUACUGAAGAAGUUUGUGUUGACAGAUUAAUAUCUCACUCAGAUCUGUGCAAAGAAGCAAACUGCCUGCCCAUCACCACUGGGGACCAGUUCAAAACUCUAACUUCACCUUCCUGAAAAAUCACUUCAAAACAGACUUUUUAAAAAAUGCUUCUUUUCAUUCCAUCCUGCUGUACACAUUGAAUACUAAGUAUGGGUAUCUAUUUACUAACCUUCAUUUCUUUUUUCUUUUCCUGUUAGCUAACAUCUCUGAUGGCAUUAGGAGAUGAAGGCUUGCUUUAUUGUUGCCUAUCAUAGCUUCCAGGAGGAGUUUGGGGGGGGGAGUUUUAGCAUUCCAGUAGUCAUGUGGUCAAUAUUAUUUGUCUUGAAAUAUCCAGCAGCAGCAAUUAACCUUGCCAAUGACUGCAUAGCCAUCAAGGAUGCAGCCUCUAAACACACUUUAUGGGCACUAAGCUAAAUUCAACACAGCUCUGUGUGUAAUUCUGGGGAGGAAAAAUACAAAGGAGUUCAGUCUUUAAUUCAAUGGGUCAUUUUAACUGGCUUGUCUGUGUCUUUUUCUUUUUUUAAAGUUUUAUGAAACAGCAAACUUCAGGAAGUGUUUUGUGGGUUACCAUACAGUUGUGCUAGAAAAAGGGAUUCCAUAGUAUUUAAGGUUACAGAUUCCUAGCACAAAAUAUUCCAUAUAGAACAGUGAUUUUAAAAUGCACACGCCCAUAUAUCUUGCAAAAUUCCAUGUACCUAGGAGAUGUUAUGCUUUUAUAGAUAAAUCUUUGGGCAUGGUUCGAUAUUCUACCUUGGCCAUUAUUGAAAGCUCUGCUAAUAUGCAAGAGAUCCCCCUCUCUCCUGUUGCCUUACUUGUCUCAGUGGGACCAGUAAUAAUAUAAAAAGUUGUGCUGUGUACUUAAAGAAGGUGGUAUUAUUACAGAAAGCAAUUUGUGAGAGAUAUUUCCUCCUUCUCUCCCACACCCCUCCCCAAGAUCAACUGUGCUUUAUUUCUGAGACAAAUGGUAAUUUCCUCAUUCAAUGGCUUUCAUUAUUGGGGUGGAUUCAGAUUUUUUCACUAUGAAAGUAAACUGCAAUAUUUGGGACAAGUUGAUAAGCUCCUUGCAAUUUCUAGGACACUAACAAUCAGAUCUCUCAGGGUUCUCGCCUUCAUGUUCUUCCAUCCCUCAGUUUUAUCAGGCAGAGAGCAGAAGUGCAGAACUGCAUAGGAGAGCAAGUAAUUCCUAAGGCCCAGAUCCCAAGAGUUAGAUCAGUAGAGAAUGAUACCACACACAACACUUAACGAGAAAAUAUUCAAGCAAAUUGUCUGGCAAAUACAUAGGGUGGGAUCCAAAGGAUCUGGUGCUUCCUGAACUGAUUGAGGACCCAGAUUUCCUAUAGCUGCACCUCUUUCACCAAGAAGCUGCUCCUGAAGGUCAGAGCAUACUUCCACCAUGGGUUCCCUACUUGUGAGAAGCUGCAAGCCGAAGUGAAAACCAAAAAACGUUCCUGCAUGUGCAAAAGCACUCUGGAUUAACAGGGAGGGCCUCUUGGAUCCACCAUCGGGGCGGGGGGAACCAUAUCUCUGGUUGAUGUUUUGCCUGAGUGUCAUUACCCAUAAAAUUAGCAGAAGCCUUGGAGAGCUUUGUUCCAUCUCACAAGGUUGUGUAUUGUGCCUAGAGACCAUCCCAACUUGGUGCACACAGCCCAUUCUGUCCCUCUCUCCCCCUUGCUCACUUGCCUCUAGUUGAAUGCUUGGCCAUUCAGUUGCCAAUUGAUCCAGAAUUUGCAAGCCCUCUCCAAUCUGCCCCCAUUAAGGAGCUUGUCAUCAAGCAAAGAGAAUAUCUCUGUGUAUACCUGUAGCAUACAGAAGUUCAAAAUGAUGUCAACUUUGAUUUUAUUGGAUACAUUAUUUUGGUGGAACCAGCUGCAGCAUUUGUAAAAGAUUGCAGAAAUGUAUUUUAUAAAAUGACCUGAUCUUAAAUGUUAGAUUAGGAAUGCUCCCCUGGUGCUUUUUUUCUGUACUAACUAGUUUUGUCUAGUGGACUUGAUCUCUAAAUGGGCAAAAUUGCUUUACCAAAAGCUAUUGCUGACUUUUAAUGGGAUAUGGUUUUGUCUCUAGGUCUGUGAAACGUAUUGUGCAGUGUCAUCAGUGUUUAUCUGUCUUGUAGAGGGAGAAUCAGCUUAAGGUAAAGAUUAAGAAAUGUAUCUUUUCAAGAAAAGAUUUUGAUUAAUAGUUUAGGUAACCUAAAGUUGCUGUUUGCUAAUUUUUGCAACUCAGGGGCUUAAUGGAACUCAGUGAAGUCAUGUCAUAUCUAAAUACUUCCCUCCUAUUCAUGCACCUCGGCCCAGCAGUUCUUUAGGGGCAUGGGAUUUCCACUUGUGAAAGAGCUUCUGCAUUAACUUCAGCAAGAGAAGAGAAGCAGCUUAGUAUGUGCAACUGAAGUGGUCAGUUUUCAACCACAGAUAAACACCUUGCUCAUCCAUUGGUUCCAUAAAUCACUGUCUCCACCUGCCCGUUAUAACAAGGAGGGACUUCUCUUUGUUUCACAGCAGUGGGGAGGAGAGGGUGAGGGUGGACCAAGACUCCAUCUUCUUUUACUGCUGCAUAUCUCUUAAGGGUUGAACCAGAGUCUCUGGGUUGUGACUUUGCAAUCCAACACGAAACCUUUUGCACUGCCGGGCUUUCUCUUCUCUUUCCAGGAUAGCGAAUGUAGGAGCUGAGUCAUUCUGAAGCUCUGUGUGUGCACCUACAGAACUCUGGACAGGACUGUGCUUGUUACGUUGUUGUUUGUAAUGCCCUGUGUUGAAUAAAUUAAAUGCUGCAUUGUAUUAUAUUUCAAAUACCAAAGAUUUAAUAUGCCAGAGCCAUUGGUUUCCCCCCUUCUUUCUGCAAUGCAUUUUCUUUUUGCCUCUCUGUCUGACCUUGCUCUCACUCAGGGAGCUGGGGCAGUACUUUAAUUUGUAAUAUUGUGUAAAUAUGUGAAUAUAUUAAUAAACUGGUUAAUUUCUUGUUUAAUGA